Callorhinchus milii (elephant shark) is the source of this 3322-nucleotide messenger RNA. It is a transcript of the gene tlr1, whose product is annotated as toll-like receptor 1. Gene Ontology annotation, biological process: toll-like receptor signaling pathway; inflammatory response; immune response. The transcript has 2 exons. Gene Ontology annotation, molecular function: protein binding; transmembrane signaling receptor activity. Gene Ontology annotation, cellular component: membrane. The coding region runs from base 79 to 2634 and encodes 851 amino acids. The record is from RefSeq and is a predicted model, not a curated record. NCBI's taxonomy places the organism in Eukaryota, Metazoa, Chordata, Chondrichthyes, Chimaeriformes, Callorhinchidae.
GUUUUGUUUCCAAUACUGAAUGAACAUUAUAAAUUCUAAUAUGAAGUUACUGUCUCUUUAUAUCAAAGGGGGUGGAGGAUGGCAAUAACCUACAAUAGGAAAUGCCAGCAAGUCAGGAGAAGUGGAGCAGAUCCAAGGCUGUUUUUUCAAUUAUUUGAACAAAAUAGCCUGAGGAAACAAGUGAAAUAUACGUCAGCUGGAGAAGGGCAGGAGACAAUAACUACAAGAAAACAAACUGCCAUGGCUAAUAUUCUCUUCUUUGUCAUCUGGAUUGUAACUUGUAAAACCUGCUGCAGUUUGUGUUUUACUGCUGAAAAAGGUACUAUUAUAAACAAUUCCUUCAGGUCUUUGACCACUGUCCCAGAACGUUUAGCAAGUCAUGUAAAGCUGCUGGAUUUAUCACAAAACAAGAUCACUGAGAUUCAGAUCACAGACUUUGCCUCUCUUCCCUUGCUAAAGAGUUUGAAUUUGUCGUCCAAUCUGAUCAAGGAUUUGAUGGAGGAUGUUUUCAGCAUCAAUAAAGAAUUGGAGUGUUUAGAUCUUUCCAGGAAUGAACUCUCCAACACCUCAGGUUACUUUUUACAAGGACUUGGGUCGCUCAAAUAUUUAGAUAUUUCUUCUAAUAGUUUUCUUACCUUGACACUUGGGAAAGCAUUUGGCUCUCUGAACUCUCUGAAAUAUUUACUUUUGGGCAGUAAUAAAGAAAUCAAGUUGUGGAAAACUGAUCUGAAAGAAAUCUCCAACAAACAGUUGUACAAUGUUUCCAUAGGAUUGGAAAGGUUGUCAAAGUAUGAACGUGGUACCUUACAACUUUUGAAAACAACAAAACUUGACAUUAGUUUACCGACAACCAAUGAUACAAAUUUGCUGAAAAGUAUGCUGACCGAUGCAUUCAGUUUCCCUGAGACUUUAAAGCUAUCAAACAUUGCAUGUGAAAAAGAUUGCAGCCAUUAUUUAAAUGCUUUUACUGAGGCUAUUAUUACUUCAAAAGUGAGUAAAUUGGUCUUUCAAGAAAUGAAACUAAAUUGGAAAAGUUUAAUAGAAAUAGUAAAUAUCAUUUGGUGUUCUACAAUGAAAGAUAUCAGUAUAUUUUAUUUGACUAUAUUGGAAGUUAAUCCGAUCAAGGUGAACACUUAUUGUGAAUCAUUUUUACAAGCAUUUUCUCUAAAACAUGUAAUAAUCAUGGACCAUUAUUUCGAUCAAAAUGAUCUGUAUGAUGUUUUUGCUAGCCUAACUGUUGAAAACAUAACAAUUUCUCAAGCAAACCUCAUAUUCAUGACUUGCCCAAAUAGCGGAAACAAAUAUAAAUUUAUGGACCUUUCUGGAAACGUAUUUUCUCGAGAUUUCUUUUUCCAAGACUGUCAAGACUGGAAUUUCCUGGAAACUCUUAUUUUAAGUGAAUGUAAAUUGGAUAGCUUCCUGAAAAUUAGUAGCAUGACUGUUACUAUGACAAUACUUAAGUACCUGGAUGUUAGUCAAAACCAACUUACAUUGGGUGAGAAUCCAAACUGCCAAUGGACCGAGAGUUUGGUAAAACUUAACCUAUCCUUAAACAAACUUACAAAUUCAGUCUUCAGCUGCUUACCCAGUAGUAUAGAAAUCCUCGAUAUGAAUAAUAACCGGAUAUCUAGUGUUCCCAACAAUCUGAAUAAACUUGAAGCUUUGAAGGAAUUGUACCUUGGAGGCAACAAAUUGGUAACUCUGCCUGAGUGUAGCAGCUUUGUAAAUCUGGAGAUUCUGUUUGUUGAUGUAAAUUUACUUCAUGAAGUUUCCAGCAGUUUGGUUAAAAGCUGUUCAAAGCUGAACGUGCUAAAUGUUGCCCACAAUCCAUUUACAUGCACUUGUGGUCUGCGAGAGUUCAGCAGGAUUCAGCAGGAGCUCACCACUCUCCAGUUGAUCGGGUGGCCAGAGUCCUAUCAAUGUGCCUCCCCAGUAAAUCUUAAAGGAACUUUAUUAAAGAAUUUCCAUUUAUCUGAGGUAAACUGUAAUACAGCUCUGUUAUUGGUAAUUGUGCUGUGCAGCGUAACUGUGCUAACAGUUGUAACUGGAGUGAUGUGUCACUUCCUGGACCUCCCUUGGUAUUUGAGGAUGGUCUGGCAAUGGACACAGACCAAACAGAGAGCCAUGAAGAAGGAUGGCCGUCAGCCAACUGAAGGAUUGGUCUUUCAUGCAUUUGUUUCCUACAGUCAACAUGAUUCCUGCUGGGUGAAGGAGGAGUUGAUUCCCAACCUGGAAGAAGGAGGAUGUCCAUUGCGCAUCUGUCUUCAUGAAAGGCAUUUCAUUCCAGGCAGGAGUAUUAUUGAAAACAUAAUCAGAUGCAUAGAGAAGAGUUACAAAUCUAUAUUUGUUGUAUCCCCCCAUUUCAUUCAGAGUGAGUGGUGUCAUUAUGAGCUGUACUUUGCACAGCAUCAAGUAUUAAGUGAAAAGUCUGACAAGUUGAUAUUAAUUCUGUUGGAACCAAUCCCUCAGUAUCUAAUUCCAUCAAAAUAUCAUAAACUGAAAUCACUUAUGGGAAGAAAAACAUACAUUGAAUGGCCAAAAGACAGAAACAAACAUGGACUAUUCUGGGCUAAUCUACGAGCAACAUUAAAAAUAAACUUGGAAUUAUCAUCUGAGGAAACAACAAUGGUAUAACAAGCAGAGAUUGUCCCAGAAAUGUCAAAUAUACACUCUUUGGAUUUAUCCAUUUUUUUAACACUUAUUUACUAAAUUGUGUUUAAAAUUGUAAUAAGCAUUUGAUAAGGUGGGUGUCACUAAGAUGUUCCACUUAUUGAUCAGUCUUAAAUGCGGGACAUAAAUAAGAAAUAGCCUGUAGCAGAUUUAAAAGGAGUAUUAGAGGGAACUUCUUUACGCAGAAGGUGGUGAAAAUGUGGAAUUCACUGUUUGAAGCUGUGAUUGAAGCAAGAGGCAUCAAUGUAUUUGAGAAGAAACUUGAUGCAUGUAUGCGGGAGAAGUCAAUCGAGGGUUAUGCGAAAAGGGAUUAGGAGGAGUAAAGGCUCAUGUGGAGUAUAAAUACUGGCAUGGAUUAGUUGGUCAAAUAAAUGUGUGCUGUAACAUUCUAUGUAAUUUCAAGUAACAUCAUUCUGUACAAAAACUUUUAAUUUCUUUACUGUUUGCAUCUUUUUGAUAUGUGCAGGUUUGAAACUGUAAGGGUAUAGAGGAGUACAGGGAACAAAAUUAGGGGCAGAGGCUGGUGUGGAGUAUAAACACCAGCAUGAACAUUACCUUUGUUAGCACUGCAUUGCUCGAGAUAUCGUCCUUUGGAUGAGAUGCAAAACUGCGGUCUCCUCUGUCUGUUAGGCCGAAUGGCUUAUUUCUGUGC